This is a messenger RNA of Mesorhabditis spiculigera, 261 nucleotides long. The record is from the annotation of a GenBank genome assembly. NCBI's taxonomy places the organism in Eukaryota, Metazoa, Nematoda, Chromadorea, Rhabditida, Rhabditidae.
AUGACCACCGGUCCCUCGUGCUCACCCCCGGCUCGCCAAAAAUUAGCUUUCGCUCCGUGUAAAAUGGACAAGCCAGUUCAACUCGCCAGAGUCACCAAGGUCCUCGGCCGCACCGGAUCCCAAGGACAAUGUACACAGGUCCGCGUCGAAUUCAUCGGAGACAACACCAACCGAUCGAUCAUCCGCAACGUCAAGGGACCCGUUAGAGAAGGAGACAUCCUGACCCUCCUCGAGGCUGAGCGCGAAGCCCGCCGUCUCCGC